CGCAUGAAUCAACCUCUACGAUGGUGGACUGAUCGUGUGCGAGGAACGUGCAACGUGAUUUGCCUCCACCUGAAAAGCAAAAGGAAUGAUUGGAGCUUAGUCAAAAACUUUCUAUCUUCUCGGCUGAAGCAGAUAUGGAGAGGAUUGUUCAUUCGAAGGUCCUGGCUGUAUACUCUGAAAAGCCCGAACAGGUGGUCGAGUUGGGCCAAACAACAGAGUCCUUUAUUAGAUGGGAGUGAAACGUAUCUGGAGUUGGUGAGAUGGCUUGAUGAAGGCCGAAAGAGCUCCUUAUUCUCAGUUUCUUGUGACUUCUUUUUAUUCUCUACAUCUUCCAAUGCUUUUACUAUAAAGUCUCGUAUUGUUACUGCUGGUAUUUCAUCCCGCUUUCAGGCUGAGCUGGUUUCACGAAUUUUCGUACCCUCUCCUUUAAGAUUGUUUUUCGCUUUUCUAAAGAAGGAGGACUAUGUGCUAUUUCAGAUGAGGAAGUCUGAACUUCCGGAUGCAAUGGACUUCUCCAUGUAA
Messenger RNA from Ananas comosus (pineapple), 522 nucleotides. RefSeq lists its product as uncharacterized. The record is from RefSeq and is a predicted model, not a curated record. The transcript is spliced from 5 exons. NCBI's taxonomy places the organism in Eukaryota, Viridiplantae, Streptophyta, Magnoliopsida, Poales, Bromeliaceae. The coding region runs from base 4 to 522 and encodes 172 amino acids.